AUGGAGACUUGGUUGAGUGAAGACGUAUUUUACAGACAGGAUUGGCGAGCGAAAGGAGUUGCGGAGAUGUCGGCGGAGGCACCGGCUUCGGCUCCGUUCGUGGGGAUGCUCUACCUGUGCGUGAGCUUGUUCCCGAUUCCCUUUCAGGGACUGGUCAUGUUUGUAAGUGAUCUUGAGUGGAAAAAUCAAAAAAAAAUGUUGUUUUUUUGUAAAUUUGCUGGAUCUGUCGCUUCGAAAAUCGCUUCUGACAAGGAAAAUACUUUUAUGGGGGCUCCGACUUUUCGACGGGACAUAACUCAAAAAAUCCGAAAAAUUGUGCUGAUUAAGAAUAUGUAAAAAUUAGCUGCCCGAUAAAAAUUUAUUUUCCAUAUGUCCCGUCGAAAGGUAGGAGCCCACAUAAAACCACUUUCCUUGUAAAAUUCUAAAAUACGCCAUUCCACUUUUGUAGGGUGCAAUAAAAUCGCGGCUAGUCCGUUCGCGUCCCGCCUACUUCAUAAUGUUCGUCCUAUCAGUGGUGGAAACGGGCCAACUUUUAAUCCACGCGUCGACCGGCGGCUUCCUCAUUGCUCGACAAGAGAUCCCGGAAGCAAUUAACGCCGCUCUCUCACAUAUCAUGCUCCCAUUGUGGCUGAGCAUGGUGUUCCUACACGUUCAUCUGAGCAUGAACAGAGUAUUUGUGAUUACCGUAAAUAAGUGCGCGUCCUCCGAGGGCUACUGCAGUUACAGUAACCUGCUCGCGGGAGUGUGUUGUGUGGCCGGGACGGUCGCCGGCUACGGCUGUCAUGUGGAUCAAAUGCGAUUUCGUUUGUCGAUCAUGGCGUGGGCCUCGAACCCGGAUUCUUCGUGGCUGGUCACCGCGUUGUACUACAUACAACUUUUUUUGCCCGUCGUGGGAAUUGUAAAUUGCCUACUGAUUGUGUGCGUGAUUAUGAAAAAGGUGAGUAUCACGCUUCUUGGCCGAAAAUAUUUAUUUUGAAAAUUGGAAAUCGCCACUUACAGUGGGGGAUCUGAUCCAGUGGCAAAAAGCGCACCAUUUUGCAUCCAGGAAGUAUCAAAAAUGUGGCAAAAUGCUUCCAUCUCCAAGUGAAAAACUCCGAUUUCAAAAGCGCGUCCUUGAAAACGAAGUUUUUUCACAUGGAGAGGGAAGCAUUUUGCCACAUUUGUGAUACUUCCCGGAUGAAAAAUGGUACUUUUUUUGCCACUGGGUCAGGUCCGUCACUGUAUAUUGUUGUAGUGGGUUUUUGAUGACUAAAAGGGAAAUCAAAAAUUUUCGAAUCAUUAAGCUUGCAUUUUGCAAUUUCAAGUGGGGUAUUCAACGAUCUUUAAAAAAUGAAAAAAUCGCAUUUUCCCGACUUUCAAAAAAUUUGAAAUUUUCAGCGCCGCCGCUUCCAAAACAACUCAAAUAUCAUCGGGUCGACGGAGGUUCGAAUUUUUUUCCACUCGAGCAUCGCCUUCUUCCUCACUGCCGCAAAUAUUUUCCUCUGGUUUCCGUUGAAUCGCCUCUUCAACAGUGUCGUUAUAAUCAAUGUUUUGGUGAAUUUGGAAUGGAUUCUCAUAUGUGCACUACCUCCUUUUCUCACAUUGAUUUUUAAUACGUAAGGCAGCAGAGUUAUUGGCGAAAAAAAAUUUCAGUCGCGCCGAGCAAAAAUAUUUUGUCAAGUGUAAUACAGGGUGACCCAAAAUAACGGAGACGAAUUUUGGAAGGGCCCACCGCGAAACCCGGGCGUUAUAGAAACACAAGCGACAGUGGGUAAUAUUCUAUAAGACUUUCUCUAUAAUCCACGAAAAUUUGGCGGAGUCAUCAUGUCGCAGGAAAAAGUUACAGCUUAACAAAAAUGCCUUGCGCCAUUUUUUGGCCCUCAAUUUUGGUUCCUUUGUGUUGUGUAGAGCAUGGCUGUACUACAGCCGCAGAAAUGGCAAGUUUAUUUGUUUUGCUAGACUACUACGUCUCUAAGCAAGCAGUUCUGUAGGUUUCUGGGCUACGGUUUUUAUUUCUACGGUUGUACCAAUCUCAACAUUGAAGAUCGCCAUUUUUUCCAAAUUUUUUCGAUAAAAAAUUCAGUUUUUUUAGAAUAAAGCUAAAACCGCUAGAACGUAUUCUAUACAUAAAUACAGUAAUUCUGGAAAAAGCUGUGAUUGCUGCUGGUUGCAACAGAUUUUCCUUGACAAGUUUCUCGCCCAGAACUACCCCAUGGCACGCGGCUUUGAGAAAGAUGGGUUAUCGAUAACAAAAUGACAAGAUAGAUAAAAACGGCGCAUUCUGCUCUUGUACAAUUAUGAAUACGACUCUUGAGAAACGGACUAGGGCACUUUCGGUCUUUAUGUUUCACCGGCUCGACUGGUAUUCCGCCUAAGGCAAAAAUAAGGCAGAAUUCUAGUGAUUACCAAAUAGCAUUCCGUAGCAGUUACAAAAUGUUUCUCUUUUGGUUCUAUGGUGUUCCUUUAAUCAUGUUGUAGUAACUCAUAUUACAUUUUGCCUUAUCUAACAUUUAAACUCCUUUUUACCGAUACAUUUUCAAAAAAGGCCGAUUUUUGCACUUCAACUCCCUGAAAAUACUCGGCUGUAACUUUUGAACCAUCGAUAGUUAAGCUUAGUAUGAUAGCUCAUUUUAAAGGUCUUAUUAUGAUAAUUUAUAACUGCAAAUCUCAAACUAUUCCGAGUUUUCUUUUUUGAGUAAGGCAGCUUUCUUGCAAAAAGACCCCACGGGCAGAAAGGUCCGAGUCAACCGGAUAUAUUCAUGUGGUUCAAGGCACAAGAGCGUCGUACAACAAAACUUCCGGUAUAUAAAACUACACUAACGUGGUACUGUAGUAUAAAUAAGGAAUCACUCAUGAAUCUUCAUAGGCCGCAGAAAAAACGGGAAAUCUUUUGUCUCCGUUAUUUUGGGUCACCCUGUAUAAUUUUUUUUUUCAAUUUCCAAAAAAUUGUUUUUCAGUGAGAUCCGAGACACGAUACUCGAGUCGUUCGGGGAGAAAGCCCGAAUAUUUUUGUUGACCGAUCAUCAGCCCAAACGAUUGAAUAACAAAUGUAAAUUACUUGGGAACGGAACGGGUACGCCUGUGUGA
Messenger RNA from Bursaphelenchus xylophilus (pine wood nematode), 3066 nucleotides. The record is from the annotation of a GenBank genome assembly. NCBI's taxonomy places the organism in Eukaryota, Metazoa, Nematoda, Chromadorea, Rhabditida, Aphelenchoididae.